Molecule: messenger RNA, 2859 nt
Organism: Heterotrigona itama
Lineage: Eukaryota; Metazoa; Arthropoda; Insecta; Hymenoptera; Apidae
Source: the annotation of a GenBank genome assembly
AUGGUGUACGGAUCGCGCAAGAUCGCGGAGUCUCUAACCACUACGGGGACGACUUGGCUGUACAACAUCACUACCCAGGGUAUCGUUAUUUAAUUUUUGUCUUGAUAAUUAAGCUGAAAGUUAAAGGGACCGGUGAGAGUGAAAAUAAUCGAAAUAAUUUAAGAAACGAAGAAUCCAUGAAAUACUUCCGCCAAUUAGAAGGAAAUUGCAGUUGAUUUACCUUUUACUUUGGGAAACUUGCGUAACAUCCCAACUUUCCAAGUACAUCUACGAAAUUAGAAAUAUUGAAAUUACCGGCUCGUCGUCUCUGGCAACCGGCUGUGACACACGCCGAGGAUCACUUUCACCUUGCUUUAUUUCCCGCCAGUUAAACACGAAAUUUAUUCUGUCAGCGUAAGUGAGAGCGUUUCGAGACUCAGUCAAAAUCGUUACUCGCACGUGUCGAAAUUACGAUACGUUAGCCUCGUCGCGAUACGAUUUUCGUUGCAAUUAUUCCUUUUAUCGAACUUCGUGACAACAUUUAAUGCACAUACAUACAUGUACAUAUACAGAGUGAAUAGAGAAAAGCCUAGGAUAGAUAAUAAACACAAAAAUUGUUUACAACUUUGAAACUAUUAAUUUUUCGACCCAUGUUUAUCGAGACUUUUUUUUCACAUGGUACUAUCUACCUCUGUCUAGAGGUUAUGAACCUCUUUUUCUAUUCACCCUGUAUAAGAGACAAGAUAAAAAAAAAACAAGAAAAUAUAAAGAGAAAUUAAUCUUCAAGGGCACGUGAGUCGAUACUAGAAAUAAUAAAAAAAUAUACAAUGUUGUGAAAAUUUAAUUUUGAAAUAACGUUAGAAACGGGGAAUAAAAUUCUGCUCGCGUUUGAAGUUUGGAUUAUUGCCAAGAGCACGUAUGUUAGUAUCGCUACUUGCUCCGCAUUGCGGGUUGAAAUAAGUUUAUCGUAAGGGGGAAAAAAAAAACAUUUACGAUUGUCCCUCUGAAAACGUGAUCAACGAGGUCCAAACAGAUUCCAUCGCAAAAAGAUAAUACUCGAGCCAUCUAUCUGUACAUCUUCAAAGUCUCAAAAAAUUCAAAGAUGAAGAUUCUCACCAGCUUCCUAAUUCAUUUACAGAGGGAUACGUGAUUCACAGCCCAGAGAUAUUCCCUCGAUUAGUAUCGUUCAAAUUUUUAUUAUAUUAAAAGAUUUAUUUAUUAAUUAUUUAUUAUUUAUUUAUUAUUUAUUUAUUAUUUAUUUAUUAUUUAUUUAUUAUUUAUUAUUAUUUAUUUAUUUAUUAUUUAUUUAUUAUUUAUUUAUUAGAAUUUAGAUUGUUAUAAAAAAAAGUGAAAGUGAUCGAGUAAAAUGUAACGAUUGCAGGGGAGAUGAGCAGCAGCGGUGGGUUGGGAUUCGGCGUCGGUGUCGGCGUCGGCGUCGCCGGCGGUCCAACCCUUGCGGCCGCUCAACAAGGCCAGGGGGUGGCUGCGCUUCUGGUGAUGCUGGCCGUGCUCUGCUUCAUAUUCGCAUAUUGCUGUUGGGGCGCGCCGUUCUGCAGAUCGCUGUGCCGACGGCAUUGUUGCUGCCGGCUCGAGGAUCCAGAGCCAGAUUCACGGUUCAGCAACAACGAUCAAACAAUGGUAGCAACGCCGACGAUUAUUCUUUUGCCGCACGGCAGGAUGCUCGUUGUCGAUGGUACGAUCUUCACGCAGUUCCAAACCGAUCCAAGUGGUUUAGAUUUGGUGGAACUAGGCGACAGCGUGCUGCGCGCUCAAAGAAACCCCCGAGGGAUAAUCCGACAUCAGCUGCAGAACAGCCAAGGUAGUAUACUGGAGAUGGACGCGGAAACGCCGAGCAAAGACAGUUUGGGAUCGGUUGGAUGCUUCCCGCCACCGACUUACGAGAGCAUCUACGGCAAAGAAGAGUCAGACAUGCCUCCGUCGUACUCCGACAUCUUGCUACACAGGUUUGCCAACCUCCCCCACGAGAUAGAUAUGCACGGUUAUUGUUACGAUGGUAAAGAGGAAAUCGAGAUGCAGAGCCUAGAUGGUUGCCCUCAUAUUUUAGGCAAUCCGAUGAAUACAAUAGCGUACCCUUACGCGACCGUGACAAAUUUCUCGUGUCAAAGCUUUCCACGUAGGAACGUCUCGAGAAACCCGUCGAUCAUCAGCAAUCCACUCGACAGUUAUUACGUGGACAACGAAUUGGAAUUGUACCGACUGAGCCAGGAGAUGGUGCCGCGGGUAUUCAGCAACGCGAAUUUCGAGACACUUAGAACUUAUCAGGAUGAAACAUCAUUUUACAGUGUUAAUGGGAACGAGAACGAACGUUGCUCGCAGAACGACACACUGUCGAAUAAUGGGAAUUACUGCGUGCCCGAUAACAGUAUCCGAAACAACGAAAGAAUAAUCCCAAGUAAUGCCGACGAAGUAUCGAGGAACAUAACGUCGGCGAACGAGUUGAUGAACACGAGAAAUCUCGUUCGUAGUAUGUCGAGAACUAGUCAAGAAAGUAGAAACAACAUAGAGAAUUCACAGAGAGAUACUCAGGAGAGCGGGGUGGUUUUCGUUCGGAUACCCCGUUCCGAGGAUUGCAACAAUACUCCACAAAAUUGGUACAGCAACGUUAGUGACAACGACAGAUCAAGAGUACAAGCAAACCAGGAGGAUCAAUCUAGUCUGAGAAACGUACAUUCCGAAAACGACCAGACGGAUGAACCUAAUUACAAUGUGGAAUCUAACUCGAUAGGAUAUUAUAUUAGGAACCAAAGCACUGGCGAGGCUAUCAGUAGGUCGCACAGGUUAGAAAACGAGGCUGUUUAUUCUGACGAGGAGACCAGGAAUUUUGGAGCACUGGCAGACAUUCGUGAGAGUCGCGUAUAA